This is a messenger RNA of Bemisia tabaci, 3951 nucleotides long. The record is from RefSeq and is a predicted model, not a curated record. Lineage: Eukaryota; Metazoa; Arthropoda; Insecta; Hemiptera; Aleyrodidae.
CUAGAAAAUUAGUGAUCUGUCAAAGGAAAUUUGGCAACGCCUGAUGGCUGAUACGGCGUUUUUCCUUAGCACGGCAGAAAUAGGCGCUUUUCACACAUUUCCUGUGAAAAUUUACACAAAUCAAUAGCUCGUUGAAAUAAAUCAAUCCCGAGAGUUACACAAGUAUGAGACUCUCUGAAUCUUUGUUUGAUUGCCGUAGAAAAAUCAGCCACAUCACGCAAAGGGGAUACAUUAGUGUCGACGACAAAAUGAUGAUAAGGAAAUUAUUCGGGCAAUUUCCAUUUUCAAAUGAAAUUGAUACGCUGUUUGUACACCGUGAAUCAAUGAACACAGCCCUCUCGUAUCUUUUAGUUGCAAAAAAACUCCACUCAUAAUUUCACUCCCCUCCCGCCUGGACCUAAUCAGACAUUGCAACUGACCGAUCUCCCGGCGUCAAUGACCUUUGCACUCGUUUAUGAGUUUGGCGUCUGUCAAAUAAACUACCGUUGGGUGACAGGAAUGCUUUGAGCUCGGUUUGCAGUUUCACCUUGUUACCUGUGUAGCUAUCAGCAGGCAGAGUUCAUGUUCUAACAUUGGUGACGGCCGUUCGAAUCCGUGUUUUUUGGCUUUAAUUUUUGGAAUUUUUGUUCCUCAAAAUUGACUUAAAAUCGACUUACGGAUUUGCUAUUGUAAAUAUGUCAUCCGCUCUUUUCAAUUAUUUACAUUCGUGUGAUGUGAUAUGCCGUGGAAUCUGUAUUCGAUACAUCGUUAUGAUGUUUCCCUAGCAUGACCUUUCACAUUCCUUCGAUGAGGAUCACUCUGUGGAAAGGGAUGGAUCAGAAACUUUUAAUACAAUUGAAAAUUCUCCAAAACAACAGCUACUGCCAGUGAAGACGAGUUUAUCGAUCGAUACGAGAUACCAUCCAGCAUGUUCCUGAGUAUCUUCACGUGUAUAUGUAUUUUUAUUUGCGGGUGUGAUGGUGCUAGAAGAGAAACAACUACGGAUGAAUAUAUUCGCCGUAACGGUUACCCACUGGAAGUCCACAAGGCAGAGACUCCCGAUGGAUUCAUACUGACGCUUUUCCGCAUUCCAGGGGAAACAGGCGCCACUCCUGUCUACUUACAACACGGACUGGUAGAUAGUUCGGAUUCCUGGUUUUGCAUGGGGCGCAAUCGUAGCAUAGGAUUUACAUUGGCCGAUGCGGGAUACGACGUCUGGGCAGGAAAUUUCCGAGGCAAUGUCUACUCCAGCGGACACAAACGUUUGAAGCCAGAAAUGCGUGAAUACUGGGACUUCAGCUGGGACACACUGGGCCUGAUUGACGUGCGAGUGAUGAUACAGUACAUUCUUCAAACAAGUGGACAGCCAGAUUUGAUCCACAUCGGUCAUUCGAUGGGCACGACAUCCUUCUUCGUGGCUGCCAGCUCAGAUGAUCAGCUCAACCAACUAGUCAGAACCCACAUAGCUCUCGCGCCAAUCACCUCCUUCGAACACUCCCCCUCGCCGGUUUUUAGUGCUCAGUUCAUCGAACCACUCAUAACGUUGCUUCAAUCGUACGAGCAAGAGCAUCAUCAGGAGCAAGAUGAGCAGAGUAUUUUAGAGACAGCAAAAGAUGCAAUGGAUGCUUUGCAGGUGCCUUCCGGCUUAUCAACACUGAUGGCGUCCCUCAAAACUUACGUUUCGCCUGUCGGUACACAAGUUGCCGGCUACGCAGAGAUGGUCACAACCAGCUUAAAUCGAAUUCGAAAUACAGUGCCGGACUACUUGGGCAUGGACGAAAUUAUCGAACUGAUCAAUCUUGCUUUAGACCGAGGGGAGGUCCGAGGCUCGUUGGGUCGAAAAUAUUGUCAGAUGAGUCCAGCUCACGAACGAUUUUGUCUCCGAGUUUUAAGUAUCGUUCAAGGAGACGAUGAACACCAUCUUACAAAGGAAUUGAUACGUCUGUUGUUCAGGACUCUGCCAAAAAGCAGUUCUUUGAAAGAAUUUCUGCACUAUUUGCAGCAAAGGCAAGCAGGUCGAGUGUUCUUUUACGAUUACGGAACUGAGGAGCGCAACAUGCUUGAAUACGGCUCACCAACUCCACCCGAGGUCAAUUUCGGCAAAAUUAUGGUCCCGGUGUAUUUUGUCUACGGUCCCAAUGAUCUAUUCACAUCUGUGGAGGAUUUACAAGCAUCUUAUGACAAACUUGGGAAUCCUGCCGGAUUUUUCGCGGUUGGACGGCCUGAUUGGAAUCACGGAGAUUUCCUAAUUACUAUAGACGUUCGAUGCACACUGACCAAGGCCAUUGUUUUAGACAUAUUAAGAAAACACCAAAACGAAAGGGGCGAUGACGAUAACUUCCGUUAAAAUGGAGCCCCUGCAAGAUGACGAUAUGAUACCUCACCACAACUCAAGAUAAUACAUUUUGACAGAGAAGAUGCAAAGACGUGAAGAAAAAAUAAGAAAAAAGUAAUCUCUGUUAGAAGCAAGCCUCUCAUUGUGUUAAGUUCCAGUGAAUAUUGCUUUGCAAAAUGAGUCAAAAUUCUCUAUGAUUUACUGUAUAUAGACCGUAAGAACUAAGACAGAACACGGACAAAAGACAUAUCGAAGAAGAGACUGAAACAUAACUUAUCAAAUUUGGGGGACGAUUCCAAAAUAAAAUGAUGACAAAAAUUCUUCGCAACAUUUUUGUGAAUAUUUACGAACCGGUGCCAGACUUGGAAAAAGAGUGGCGAAGAGCGUCGGGCAAUUUCAACGAAUUGGCAAUAUCAUAUGGACGUAUUUAUGCUAAAUGGAACUAUGUCAUAUGCAAAUCUUAUGGACAUGGCUCCUUUUUGUACAAAUACGCCCAUAUUUCCUCCAUUUGAAUCCAUUAUAAAUAAUCGAGUACGAGCGAGGUAACCAACUUCAACGUGCGUCGAUUUUUUCACAUGUGUUCAAUAGACCGUAUUCGAUAGUGGUUCGAUUUAUCGUUUGGUUCAAAACAAAAGAACGUAACCUCAAACAAAAAUUUUAGGAUUUUGGUUAGAAAAGCUUAAAAUGAGAAAUUUUUUAAAAAAUACACUUUUCAUUGGCAUUUGGUACUCAAAGGAAUAAAAAAUAUAUCACAAAAGACUUUUCCUCGGCUUUUUAAAUUGACUUUUAAGACUAUGUUUAAAUGUUGAACCAAUCGAUAUCGAUAUAAUCUCACCUGUUCGAUGUAUCGAAUACGAUCUAUCGGGCACGGCCCAGUAUUGCCACCUUGCGCGAUUUUCCACAAAAUACGAGGUAUGUAGAAAAGCAAGCAUGAUGAAUGAAAAAGGGUUGCAUUGCAAUGAUCACAGAACUGUGAAGCGACAGUCUGUUAACCAUUAAUUCCAUGACCUUUGCUGUGACAAUUCUUGAAAGUUGGUAACACUGUUUUUUCUCCAUUUAAAUGUAUGUAAAACGAUCGAUUCUUGGUGAGGCAGCUCCCCUCAAAUAAUAUCGAUAUUUUUAAACGGAUUUAAAUGGAGUAAAAACAGUGUUGUCAACUUGCAUAAUCGCCACUGGACCUUAGAGAAGCGGAACUUGAACAAAUGCAUAUCUCUUGUCGGUCAAUGCCAACGGCUAUUACUCAUUUAUUUUUUUUCUCGAUUAAAAAUUAUUAUUAUGGGUUAAAACACGCGUGUCGUAAAAUUUUGUGCUGACAAUGAACCUUACAAAUCGGCCCGAAAAUAAUACAUUUAAGGAACCAGUGCGCACGAUUGCAAAGCAUAGCGUCAUUCAUUUUUCUCUUGAAUAGGCAAUACCUCCGCUAGUGUAAUUAUGAAUGUAUAAUAUGAGUAAUGAAUAAUUAUGAAUAAAAUGAUUAAUGAAUGCUAUGGGUCUAAACAUUUUCUCGUUCACUUGCAACUGACCGGUAGCAGUCAUUAUGGCAUCCAAAAAAUUGAAUUGUAAAACAAACAUAUCAUUUACCCAUCACCGUUAUUGUCGGAUUAUGAUAAAUAAAAUUGAAGUUCCUGUCUGUAACA